CUCUCCCCCUUCCUUCCUUCCUUGUUCCCUCUCUCUCUCCUUCCUUCCUUGUUCCCUCCCCACAAGCGUUAAAAGAUUGUUCAGCUCUUUAUUCUUCUACCAGCUGGGUGUUCAUUAAUCUUAUAUAUAUAUAUAUAUAUAUAUAUCAAGUUUCUCAGAGCACAAGGACAGGCCGGAGCUUGUUCAUUAGUAAUUCUUUCCAGGAGCCAUGGAAUAUAUCAGUUUGUUGGACACUUCACUGGAUCUUAAUGCCAAUCCCAUGAGAUUUCUGGAUGAAGCUCCGAUCAAUAAAGGGGCAGAAAACAAUUUCUUUGAGUUGGAGAAGAAGACUUCGGUGAAAGAAGAGACAAGUGCUAUAGUGGAGGAACUAAGCCGGGUGAGUGCAGAAAACAAGAAGCUGACAGAAAUGUUGACGGUCUUGUGCGAGAACUACAACAAUCUGCGAAGCCAUUUGAUGAAUUACACGAGCAAGAACCCUGACAGGGAGCAUGCCAUGUCGAGGAAGAGGAAGGCCGAAGGCGGUGCCGCCACAAACAAGAACAGUGUUUCCAACAAUGGAGGAAACUCAGAGAGCAGCUCAAGUGAUGAGGAUUCAUGCAAGAAGCCUAGGGAGGAACAUGUCAAGGCCAAGAUCUCAAGGGUCUGUGUAAGAACUGAAGCAUCCGAUACAAGCCUUGUAGUGAAAGAUGGAUAUCAGUGGAGGAAAUAUGGGCAAAAGGUCACUAGAGACAACCCUUGUCCAAGAGCUUACUUCAAAUGUUCUUUUGCCCCUGCUUGCCCAGUCAAGAAGAAGGUGCAAAGAAGCGUAGAGGACCAAUCAAUAGUGGUGGCGACAUACGAAGGGGAGCACAACCACCCACACCCCUCGAGGCACGAGUCGUCGACCUCGAGCGCCGGCCGGUGUGUGGCGGCGCUGGGGUCGGUGCCUUGCUCGGCCUCAUCGGCACCAACCAUCACUCUUGAUCUUACAAAGCCUAUGCCCAACGGUGCCAAAGAUUCAAGGAGGACGGGGGCGUUGGGGGCGCCAGAUGUUCAAGAGUUUUUGGUUGAGCAGAUGGCUUCUUCCUUGACCAAGGAUCCCAGCUUCAAAGCCGCCUUGGCGGCUGCCAUUUCCAGAAGAAUUAUCCAAGAUGAUCGCCAUCAGACAGAAAAAUGGUGAAAAUUAGGAACCAGCUGGGAACUUUGUGCUUUCGCGUGGAUUUUGAUCAUUUGGGUGACUAGUUUGGAAGAUUUCGGUGACCCAGAGAAAGAAAAGAAGAAUUGUCAACACCCAAAUACGAGCACAGCUUCAUUCAUUCAAGUAGUGUGGCUGUGAAGGGGACUGAUCUGAUCUGAUCAUCAACGGGAAUUCAUAGACGAAGCACCUGUUGGUUAAAUUAGAACUAGAUAGAUGGAUAGGACCAAAAUAGGUGCGUUUCUGCGGGUUGGUGUUGUUGGAUGAGACAGCAUCAUCCAUGGACAUGAACUCCUCCUCAAUUAGUGUAUAGAAGAUUAUGUAUCUGUCAGCCUAAGUGUAAACACACACAUGCAACAAUAUAUAUAAAUAUGUUAUGUUUCUAAUUAUGUAGUUUAA
Messenger RNA from Diospyros lotus (date-plum), 1573 nucleotides. RefSeq names its product probable WRKY transcription factor 40. The record is from RefSeq and is a predicted model, not a curated record. Gene Ontology annotation, biological process: regulation of DNA-templated transcription. Bases 209 to 1159 code for a protein of 316 amino acids. Gene Ontology annotation, molecular function: sequence-specific DNA binding; DNA-binding transcription factor activity. Lineage: Eukaryota; Viridiplantae; Streptophyta; Magnoliopsida; Ericales; Ebenaceae. The transcript has 5 exons.